Camelus dromedarius (Arabian camel) is the source of this 30858-nucleotide messenger RNA. It is a transcript of the gene COMMD2, whose product is annotated as COMM domain containing 2. The record is from RefSeq and is a predicted model, not a curated record. Lineage: Eukaryota; Metazoa; Chordata; Mammalia; Artiodactyla; Camelidae. The transcript is spliced from 5 exons. Bases 60 to 659 code for a protein of 199 amino acids.
CCCCGGAAGUGGCGAGGGCGGGGUCAGCGCUGCCGGGUGAGAUCAGCGGCCCAGCAAAGAUGCUGCUGGACCUGUCGGAGGAGCAUAAGGAGCACCUGGCCUUCCUGCCGCAAGUGGACAGCGCGGUGGUCGCCGAGUUUGGGCGAAUUGCGGUGGAGUUCCUGAGACGAGGCUCGAACCCCAAGAUCUACGAAGGCGCUGCCAGAAAACUCAGUGUGAGUAGUGACACAGUCCAACAUGGUGUGGAAGGAUUAAUAUACCUCCUCACUGAAAGCUCAAAGCUCAUGAUUUCUGAACUGGAUUUCCAAGACUCCGUCUUUGUUCUGGGAUUCUCUGAAGAAUUGAACAAAUUAUUGCUUCAGCUUUAUCUGGACAACAGAAAGGAGAUCAGAACUAUUCUGAGUGAAUUGGCACCAGACCUUCCCAGUUACCACAGCCUUGAAUGGAGACUAGAUGUACAGCUUGCAAGCAGAAGCCUCAGGCAGCAGAUUAAACCAUCAGUGACUAUAAAGCUGCACCUUAAUCAGAAUGGAGAUCACAACACCCAAGUUCUGCAGACAGACCCAGCCACCCUGCUCCAUUUGGUUCAGCAGCUGGAACAAGCAUUGGAGGAAAUGAAAACAAACCACUGCAGAAGAGUUGUGCGCAAUAUCAAGUAGUCCCAGUUUUAAGGUUUGAAUCACUUGUGAAUUGAUAAUAUAUAAGAUACUUUUCAAAAUUAAUUUUUUAUGAAUUGAUAGUGAUAAAUACAUAGAGAUUUCGUAAAAAUUUCUUUUCCCACGUUAAGACAUUGAAGUCAUGAUCAAAAGCUAAGCAGAGUUCCUUUCCUGGUGCUAAAUGUGGUCGGCUUCUUGACAAUCAAGAUAUAUUUUAUAUUUUCAAUGUGUGAAUAGGAUUGAAUCAACUGGAAGUGAAUCUAUACUCUUUAAAUCCUCUGUAUACAUAAAUGACUAUCCUUUUUUUUGAUGCUUCUUUUGACUACUUACUUUAUUAUUUUCCUCCUUAUUGACCUAAAAUUGAAAAUAAAAUUCAUAAUGUAAUACUAUUACUAUUCAGAAUAUUUCUAGACAGUUUAAUGUUUUUGAACUUUAAAAGCACUCCAUGAUAUUAAUAGCCACAGAAUAGUUAAAAGUGAAUAUGAAUUUUUUUAAAUGCUAUAUUGUUUAGGCAGUUCAUGCAUUUUUCUUUGCAUAUGAAGAUAGUUAAGUACUUACCAUAUUGCUUAAGUUUAAGUUGUCAUGGCUAAUAAGCUUAAAUAGUACUCAGAUUUUUGUGACUGUAUUGCAUUUUAUCAAGGACUACUUUUUUUCCCUAAUACCCAAAGCAUCUAAGAGAAAGUAUAAAGAGGGCAAAGAGAGGCCAUGUUUACUACAUUCCAAGCAAAUAUCCCUUCUUCCUUACAAACUUGAUUUUUGUUUUCUUUUGUCUUUUAGUAAGUAACUAAGCUAUUAGCCUGAAACACUCAGAUUCUGAUGUGUCGGUUCAGCCUCAUGGAGUUCAAGGACACAGGGAAACUUAAGGAGACAGGGAUGCUUUUAAAGAGUAGCAGACUUAAAGAGAAAAAUCAUAUGGAAGUGUGGAAAUUGGGGUUCAGUCUUUUUUUUUUAAGUAUGUUUUGAAAUUUAUUUUUCAACCAUUUAAAAAUAAUAAUAUUUUUUGUUAACAUUUGAUACAGGUGGUGGUUUCAUAUAAGCCUCUUAUUUUUAGAAUUUUUUGUGAAUUUGGAAUAUUUGACAAUUAUAAAUAAAAUUAUUAGGUAGAAUGCUUUAAAAUGCAUUUUUUAAAAAUUUUGUUUUAUUGAGUUAUAGUCGAGGUUCAGUCUUAAAUAUCUAUCCAAGGCCUUGACUCUGAGAAUCUCAUCCCACGGAGCAAUCCGUGGAGACCUUUAGGAACAUCAGACUCCAAGGUAUAUUCUAGGCUCUAUCGGUGCUUUGCCUUCUAAGAAUUAGAGAUUUCCAGGUCAAAGUGACAUCGUGUUUCUUCUUUCUCUUAAGAGAGAGCCUAGCAGGAAACAGGACAGUGGAAGAAAAGCACAAUUGAUGUUGCCAACCAUUGUCCUCUGCAGGCAUCUGAGCCACCUCUUCCCAUAGGUAUAUAUGUUCUGCAGUUGCAAAAUAACUGUAAUAUCAGAUAUUAGCAAACCAAAAUCAGAUCAUUUUUAAUUACAGUGAUAACUCAAUUAAUGAAGCUUUCAUAUUAACAACCUCACAAACAAAAGGAAACUUUAUAUAUUACAGGAAAUGGUUGAAUAUGUCAUCAGCUUAAAAGCAACAUGCCUGCCAAGCUUAUAUGAUAAAAAUAGCUCUGUGAGACUUCUGAUUUGUCCACAUUUGGUGAGAGAUAAGCAGGGCUGACUCCAGCCAAGAUUGAAAUAAUAUCCCUGUGUCCUUGCAGGGCAGUCUUUCUUCUACCUCUGUCUCCACUCUUUCUUACCCCAAACAAAACAACAAAGCCUGUGUUAGUCCUUUUAUUUGUAUUAAACUCUCCUGGCCUUCUUUCUCCAUAGUUCCAUAUUCUUUCUGAUGUACUGCCUUCUUCACCUCUUUGGACCAGAGUGAGUUGAGAGCAGUCUUCUAACUUCCUUUUGAACCUGGGGCUCACCUUUUUUUGAGGUCAUCUAAUGAGCCUCUUCCUGUUCUUAUUUGAACAUUCCACACCCUGUGUGCCUUGUUUGUUUCAUGGCCCAUUUGAUUUUUCUUGUAGCUUGUAUAUGAAGGUAUUUUCUGCAUAUGCAGUCAGUAUUCUGCUCUCCUAUGGGACCAGGUUUCGUGAUUCUAGGAUUUGCCUUUCCAUCAAUAACUAUCUCAAUGUUUAUUAAAACAUUACGGAUUAUUAGUAUGCUGAUUUUUUGAAGGAUUUGCUGAUGCACAUUUAGACUUAGGUGCCAUAUCCUUUAUGUCUCAAAUCCAGAAUAGUAACAUCUCAUCUCUCAGAACAGAGCUGUGAAUAAGGAAUAAUCAAUAUGUGUAAUCACAAAGUCUGUAUAAACUUCACCCACUGAGGGUCUCCUUUGUGUUUCACCAGAUUCCGAUAGGCUUGUUUUGUUACUGAUGUUUCUAAACUUAGGCAAAUAUAAAGCAGCAAACUGGAAAGGUGGUAGGGAUACCAUAGGAAGAAAAUAUACUUCUUUGAAAACUGAAAAUGAGAGCCUGAUACUAAAGAAAGUUUGAAAAAAUCAUAAAGAUUGUGUGUAAAGAAUGCAUGUGUGGGAGCCAUUAAAAUUUAUAGCAGUAUGUGGCCCUUUAAGGUAUAAAUGUACGAGAAAGUUAAGAGAUCAGUCUUUGGAGGUGGACAGAAGGGUUUGAAUUUAGGUUUUGUGGCUUCUUAUGGGUCCUUGAUAAAUUCCCAAAGCCUUGUUUUCUUCAUCUCUAAAAUAAGAAUAAUGACACCUACCUCAUUGGCUGAUAGGGACUAAAUAAAACCAUGUAUGUAGAGUGUUUAGCAUAGUGUUGGGCUUUAGAAAAUACUUGUGUAGACUGAGGAUCUCAUUAUUUUGUAGCCUUGAGUUCAGUCUAAUAUACUCUAUUAAACAGAGAAAAUGUUGCCUGGUACUUUCUGGGUGGUAAGAUUAUAGCUGUUUCUUUUCCUUCUUAAUUUCUGUAAUGUGUUUGAAUAACUCAUAAUAUUAAAAAAAUUUUUUGAAGUCUAAAAGAAGAAGAAAAAAGAUCAGGGAAUUUAAAUACGUUUUUAGUAGGACUUGGAUUGAAAAUUUUAAUUCUUAGAAUGAUACUCAUAUAGCUCUCCAGAAAACUCAGCUAUUCAAAAUGACUUAGUCCCCAAAGGACUCAGGUAGACAGUCUGAGGGUUUUACCUAUAGGCUUGGUCAAGAGUCUUUUUUCUGCCUUUCUCCACACUAGUGAAAGAAGUAUGGAAAUCCGAAGACAUUAGCUAAGCCAGGUCUCUUUUUCUAAGUAAUAUUAUAUUGAAAUGGAGAAUUAUCUGUUGUUUUUUAUCUCCAAAGGAAAACAUAUAAUACUUCUUUGUAGUUUUUCACAGCCUUCACGGUAAGGAAGAUCUGUCAGCUGCUGCAUUAAAGUCUCCCUGCUAUAAUUUCCUCACUCUAUUUUGUACUUGUUUUUUAAAAUAUAUGUUUAAGUCCCUCUUUAGCUUACCCUUCCACAGUUUCCAUAGUAAUGGGUUACUCUCAUCUCUUUUCCUUUCUUUCACUAUGGUAGGAAAUAUUUUGGUAAAAAGGAUAUUGUAUUACAUUGCCUCUAGUUUAAAUGUAUUCAUUUUUUAAAACCACCAUGACUGUUAUGUUUAAACCUAAAUGCUUUCCUUAAAAAAACUAAACAAGCAAGCCCAGCUUCACCAUUAAUGUGGUUACUUCAGUGAGCUUUACAAACUUUGAAAGCAAUGUUUCAAUUAAAAGAACGUAAGAAGCCCAUUAUUUCUCAGCUUUGCAAAAUAGUGUAUUUUGUAGAUGAGGAAACAAUGAUACACCUUAUGGCACUAAAAUAUAUAUAUUUAGUGAUUUGAUCGCUGAAUAGUAGUGUUGGCUCUUUGUUCUGUGUUUAUACAGGUCCAGUCCUCUCUGCCCAGGAACUCAAAUGACUUAAUUAAGUUUGAGAGCCUGGAGUCUAUAAGAUUCUACUUGCCAUAAUGGGGAAAUAAAAGGAAGGUAAUUUUAUUUCCUUAGUGGGCCUAAAGGAGCAUCAGGAAUACAAAUAAUCCACAUUAAUACACUCUGAAACUUGGCUUCUACUCAGGUUGUUGCCAUUUUAAACCCAAGUAACUUUUUAUAUGAUAAAUUUUUUAUAAUUAUAAUGUAAAUUAUGUGUGUUAUCAUUAGAAAUAUUGCUAAUUAUGUACUAUCAGAGUGGGAGGCCAAACUCUUUUAUUGCACUUGAACCUAAAUUGAUGUUUUUUUAGUUUCAAAGACUACAAUUUUCAUUUUCCUCUCCUGCAGUUAUCGUGUCUUCUCUUGUAGACCAGUCUACUCAAGAUCCAGCUAAAACGAGAGGAAACAUAGAAAAGAGUUUCUGCCCUUUCUCACAAACCAUAUGAGAUUUUUUAGCUCUUUUUUCCUUAAUUUUUCUUGCUCUUUUCUCUUUUACUUUGACCUAUAAUCUACCCAUUUAUAUGUGGCAUUGUGUUGAUAGGAAAAACAAAGCAAAUUUUAAAACCUUUUAUAUCUCUUUUUUAUAAGACCACUGACUCAGUUGUGUUAAAUAUUUAUUAAAUGCUUAGAGUGAUCCAUGUUGUGUGUGGAACAAAGGAUAAAGUCCUAAAGUUUAGAGUGCUCUAAGGCCAUUCCAGCUUUGAAAAUAAUUUAAUUCGUAAACUCAUCAGGCUGCAGAAGGGAAUAUCCUAAGAGGGCUGUUCUGAAGAAGGGAAAUUCCUUUGGGCUGCUGUCUGUUGGAAGCACUUUUUCUUGAAACUCCAUGUUCUUUUGGAAGGUAAAUGGCUUGAGCUGUAGAAAUGUGCAGAGGAAAGGCUAGAUCACGACAGAACUGUGAAAUACUUGGAUAGGGUUUGGAUGGCAGAAAUUAUCUUUACUCCUUUUCCAUUGAAGAGGUGUUCCCUGAGGUAACCAGAGGUGUGAUGGGAAAAGCAAAUUGAGUUUUUUUAAUACCUGCAUGCCAAUGUUGUGAUUGUCAUAAAUCCAAUGAGAAGUGGAUGCCUGUGGUUUUGAAGGAAUGUGCUUAGUUCACAGAACGAAAAGGCUUCUCAGUUAACUCAAAGGCUAAAAACACACAGAUUAAAAUUUAGAGAAUGAGGAAAAGAAAAUCCAGGGAAGUCUUUGAGUUUCACUGGAGCAAGUACAGAUGGUUAGGGUAUGAUUUCCUGGCAUACACUGCAAACCCUGUGCUUUUAUUCCAAAUAAAUAAAAGGUUCUUAAUAAGCUCAAGUGAGUUUCUAAGAGCUGCAACAUAAUAAAAUUACUCGAUUUGCAGCUAGACUGUUGCACAAUUCAUAGACUAAAAGAACUAAGAAAGGCUGUAGGCAAUUUUUUUAGUACCUAAAAAAAAAAAUGAGCAAGUCACCAUAUACUUUCCAAAAAGGCGAAAUGAUUUGUCUCACAAUAUGAGCAAUGUAAUUAAAACCUUUUUAAAAACUUUUAGGCUCUUAAGGGUGUAAUUAUUGGGUAUACUUUUCUAUGCUUUUUUUGUUCCACUCUUUGCCUAGACAUAAACACCAAAUUCCAUGCCUUUCAUAGGCCCUUAGAACGAUUUAUUUUCAUGCCAAACCUCUUAUUAAGCCUCCUCCCUCUCUCCCUUUUAAAAAUUAUUUUUUGAGAAAUAAUUCACAUAACAUAAAAUUCACUCUUUCAAAGUGUGCAAUUCAGUGGGUUUUACAAUAUUCACAAAGUUGUGCAACUGUCACCACUACCUGAUUACAGAACAUUUUCAUUACUCCCAAAGGAUACCCAUUAACAGUCACUUGCCACUUUCUUCUCCCUCUAGCCCCUGGCAACCACUAAUCUACUCUCUGUGGAUUUGCCUCUUCUGGACACUUCAUAUAAGUAGAAUUAUACAAUAUAUGGCUUUUUGUGUCUGGCUUCUUUCACUUAGCAUAAUGUUUUCAAUGUUCACAUUGUAGCACCUAUCAGUACUUUAUACCUUUUUAUGACUGAAUAACAUUCUGCUCUAUGCACAUUACCUUGCUGUUUACAGUAUUUGAUCGAGCCUUAUUCCUGGUCUUACUAUGGAAUGAAUCUGUUGCAUUUUAUUUUAUAGUGUUUGUAAGAGAACUUCUGACAGAUGAGUAGUAUAUUUUCUACAAUGAUGGUUUUCUAGAAUUAUCUUCACAGAUACAAGCUAGAAAAGUCUGAGCACUUCUUCCUAGCUAGUUAUUAGUAGAGUUAGUCUCCAUUGAACUGAGCAUUUUAUUUCUAGCCUUAUUCAAAAGUUAUACCAGGUAGGGAGCUGGUUGGCUAAACUUCAAAGGACUCUUAACUGAGUCAGCUCCAAAGAAACUUAGAUUCAUAUUAUAUCCUUUUUUUAUUUUAAUUAAAAAAAUUUCCCUCUGUCCAAUAAACCACUGACAUCACUGUCAAAAAAAAAAAAAGAUUUCUUACUGAAAUGAGGGAUGUUCUAUGGGCAUUUUACAGAUUUAGGGAGGAUAGAAAAGCAACUAGGGAGGAUUUACGUCUUUCCUUAUUCAUUUUGUAUGUUUUUCACAUUAGAAAGGUAAAACUAUUAAAAAUUUAGAAAAAUUGUCUAUAAUAGAAUAGAGAAGGCGGCAUUUACUUUUGCUUAAAUUCACUCAGAAUAUUUCUAAAUGAAUUUUGAAACAGCGCACUAGGGGAUCUCUAGUGCACUGUUCUCUAAAUGAUGCAGCUGCUGCUGCCACUGCCUUGUGGGGCUCGUAAGCUAGUGGAGGAAAUGAAAAGUUAUGUGAAUAACAUUGAUUCAAUCAGAAUGUGAGUAGGCAUCAGAAAAGAUGCAACAAAUAAGGAGCUCUACAUACAUAAGAGAGGAAGUGAACGAUUCUCACUUGGGGCAUCAAGAAGGCACUUUUUUCCCCUUGAUCAUUGUAAUUAUGCCCCAAUUUACAUUUGGAGAAUAAUUUCUUUCCAACUGAAUACAGUUUGAUGGGACUGUCAAACAAGAGACCAUGUACCCUCUGCUAUUCAUGCUGCACCUAUAAGUCUCUCUCCUGGGGCUUUGAAACCUGAGGACGCAGAAUGGUUAACACAAAUUCAUUUUAGUGGCAGCCCUGCAAGAUGCUCGAUGACCUGUUACACGGCCUCACAAAGAUGCUCCUGUUUGUGUCCUUUAAGGACAACAGCUGCCCCUUGAUUCUGCAGGGUACCUAAUACAUGUCCAAUAAACUCAUUUUCUGCUUAAGUAAAUAAAUAACCCUAAAUGCUGCACGGGAUAACAGUACAAUUAGAUUUAUUUUGUAAAAUUGGAUACUUUAUUUCAUAAAAUGGAUUUUUGUAAAAUAACUGCAAAUUGUCACACAUCUGAAAGUUAGGCAUUACUUUGGGUAUAGAUUGACUGGAACAUGGGAUCUCAUAGUCUGAUUAGGGAAAUAGGAUUCAACAUAAAACCUUAAUUAACAUCCUUCUAAUACUCUACUAUUUCUGUUAUUUGUUUUCUCUAUCUUGUCUGUUGUAGCUAUAAACUGUUUUCUUAGAACUUGUAACAAUCUUGUGGUUUCAUUGUUAUCCUUUUAGUUAGUAUAUUAUAGUUUGUUGUAGAAAUGAGAUAAAAACAAAACAGUAAUUAUGAAAGGAAGCAGUGCUUGGAAUAGUACCUGUUACACCAUAGAUGAAGAAAUUAAUGAACAAAUGAGUGAGUAAAUAAGAAUGAUGGGUGAAUAGUAUAUAAUCUAUUCUCUGUGGAACUUCAGGGUAGAGAAAAAGCACUUCAGCCUAGAGUGGUCAGAAGCAUGUUUCUGAGUUGUUGAGAGAAGGGUAGGAUUUGAGCAGACAGACCAGCAAGGCAGGCGUUCUGAGCAGGAAAUGAACAUGAGCAAAGGCAUAAAAGUGGAAAAUCAGAAGCUGCACUUUGGUAAGCAGGAGCUAUGGUGUGGGUUGUGGCUGCUGCUUUUGUGGGCCCCUGUGUAGGAUGAACCCCUGUCACUGCAGCCUUGGAUCUGCUCCUUCCCUUAGGACCUCGUUUUCCUUUUGCCUUAAGUUCUAGUGGAGGUGGUUGUUCUCUGGAGCCUUGGGUGUUUCAGGAAUGAGGGGGUUGGAGGUGCCAGUGUCAUUUAUCUUUCAAACUUUCUCCUUUCACUCUUGUUUCAGAGCCCUAGCUCAUUAGAACUUAUGCUGUUCAGCCAUGCCCUCUUUAUCAUUUAUAGCUGCCUUUCAUAUGAGUCUUCCUUUUUUCUAUUCAUCUAUCCAUCCAUCCAUUUGUCCAGCAAGUAUUUAUUGAACUCCUGCUGUAUUCCACAGUCUGUUUUAGGUGCUGAGAAUACAGUGGGGACAAGAGAAAACCAGUGCCCUGAUUGAGCUUACAUUCUAGUGGGGUGAUGGAUAAUAAAGGGAAUAAAUGUAUAUUAUAAUUUUAGGUUUUGCUAAAUGCUGUCAAGAAAAAUAAAAACAGAUUAGGGGUUAGAGUGAGGGGAUGGAGUUGAGAGCUACUAUCUUAGGUCGACUGGUCAGAGAAAGCUCUGAAGAGGUGAUGCUGGAGCAGAAACCUGAAUGAGGUGAGAGGGUGAGAUAUGGAGUUUUUGGAAGAAGAGUAAUCAAGGCAGAAAGAAGAGUUUAUGCCAAUGCCCAGAGGUGAGGAUGAGCUUGAAGUGUCUGAGGAAGUACAAGGAGGUUCAUGUGGCUGGAGCUAAAUGAAGAUAGAAGGGGUCAGAGGAAUGGGCAGUGGCAAGAUUAUGUGGGGCCUUUAGCUUCCGAGUGUUCUUCUGCCCCAAGUCCUUCCGUCAAACUGGGUAUGUGGAUGAGCCAUCCAGAAACUUGGCUUCAUGUUUCAUUGAUCUCAUUUCCAUUUCUUUCAGCCACUUGCUUCCAUUGUACUACACUCUGGUCCUGGUCCCCAUCUGAACUGUUCUACUUCUGAAAUCAAAAUUUCAGACAUCUCAUCCUCUGAAAUCUAUCCAGCUUAUUGGUCAGCUAACCUCCAACACCCCAGUUUUUCAGCUUCAAAUGGACCUUCAAUUCUCUUAUCUUUCCCUCUCUAUUUAACAGCCUCUGCCUAUAUAUAUUUCCUCCCCUAUCCAGCUGGAUUCACAACCUAUCACUGCCAGUAUUCUAAAUCCUUUCUGGUGCACCUUCCAUUGCAUCUGUCUUGCCCACGGUAUAUAAAUUCAGCUGUCCAUCUCUUUUCUUGCUGGUUCGUGGGCUGCUGAUCCACAGGAAAAAAUAAGGCAAAGCACACAGACUACUGUGGUUAUACAUUAAUGAUCAUCAAUCUCAGUUAAACCCUUAGCACUGCCUGACCAGCCUACUGUUUCCCUAGGCAGCUGUCUCCCAUUUUCAACAACUAUUUCAAAACUUCUCCACUCCCCUGAAACCUCUGACCCACCCACCACCCCCUCUCAUUCUCUGUCGAUGACUGAGUCCUUCACAGAACAACUAGAAGUGAUCAGAUAGGAAUCCUCUCCAUUUCUGAGCCACAGAUCUACAAUCCUCACUGUUCUCUGCAUCAGUAUUCUUUCUCUCCUCUUCCAGUAGAAGAGGCAUUCCUCACAUGUCUGGGUCCCAUUCUUUUUAGUAUCUUGACACUUUUCUUCUGUUUUCUACUCAUCCAUCUUUCUGAUUUCCUCCCAUUAAAAAAAAUUUUUUUUCCCAAUUUAUCUCAUCUUAAUAUCCCUUGACCCACAUCCUCCUCUAGUUACCAUACACUUUCUCUCUUCUCCAUUUUAGAAACUUCUGAAAAAGUUUACCUUCCCUUCCCAAGCCAUUCCCAGUAUCAUUUCCAGGAUCUUUCAUGUUGCUAAAGCCAACGUACAUUUUUCAGUCCUCAUUUUACUAGAUCUUUCAGCAGCACUUGACAUCAUUGAUCACUCUCUCUUUCUAAAAAAUACACCCUUCAUCAUCCUUUUUUUUCCCCAAACACUCUCCUGUUUUGCCUCCCACAUCUCUAGCAAUGUAUUCUCAUUCUUCUUUGCAAGACUCUGUCAUCUACUGUCCUCUUAGUUGUAGGUGUUCAGUAGAGCUUUGCCCUAAGCCAUUUCUCUCUACAGACUUAAACCAGGUAAUUUGGUUCAUUCUCUUAUCAUCAAUUUGCUGAUGACUAUCAGCUAUAGAUCUCUAGCCCAUAUCACUCUCCUGAACUUGAGACAUAAAUAAUUACUUAUCAGCUAUCUGCCUUUAGAUGUCUAAAAGGUACUUUAAACACAGGAUGAACAAAAUUCAACUCAUCUCCUACAAUCUUGUUCUUCUAGUGUUCCUUAUUCAAGAAAUGACAUUGCCAUCCACACAGUUGCUCAGACCAGAGGCAUGUGUCACUCUUGGCCUCUCUCUCUCCCCUUCACUCAUCACAGCUGGUCAUUUACCAAGUCCUAUCAAUUUCCCCAGUUAACUGGUUUCACUCACUUCCUUUUAUUAAGUUCCCCCUUUCCCCCACCCCAUGCAUUUCCUAUGCAGCAGCCUGAAUUAUCUUCCAAAGAGAAAUUACAUCCUUUGAAUGCUUAAAAUUUCAAGUUGAUUUGCAUUGCUUUUGGGAUAAAGUCCUGGUUCCUGCCUCUAUCUCUAGCCUUAUGUCUCUUGAAUUCUUUUCUCUGCUAUUUUCUUUCAGUUCCUUUAUUUUCACUGUCUGGAUCCUGAUCUGCCGUCUACCAAGGUAACUCAGAGGCAUUCCUCUGGUUUUAGAUUAAACAUCAUUUUCUCCAGGAGGUUAGGAGCCCAUGUUCUGUUUACAUAGUGCCCUGAACUGCCCUUAUCAUAGAGUCAACAGGUUUUCUUGUAAUUACUAGGUUAAUUACCUAUUUCUUCUGGAUUAUAGGAACUGUGUUUUCCUCUGUAUCCUGGUAUGUCACUGUGACUGGUACAUGGUAAGUUCCUAUUAUAUGCUAAAGGGAGAAAGGGAAAGAGAGAAACUAAUAUGAAAUAGAGUACAAAAUUUGCAUACAUUUUAAAGAUAAAACAUGGCUCGAAAUAAAUUUUGCUUCUCUGUCACACAAGUAUGGUUUGCAUUAACCUCGCAACACAAAUUACGUGUCAGCCUUUCCCCUCCUCCCCUCUUUAGUGAAAAGACAUAUUUAGGACAUUUGGUCUGCAGAUUCCAUUGAAUGGACAGAGCUAGAUAUUUACUUAGACCAGUGGUUCUCAGCUGAGGCUACCCUUUGGUAUCCCUUGGUGGGGACAUUUAAAAAUUCUGUUUCCUGAGCCCCACCUUCAUAGAUUCUCAUUUAAUUGGCCUGAGAUUUGUAAAGGCUGUCUGCAUGAUUCUGAUGCACGACAAAGUUAAGAACGUGACGGUUACUGGAGUCUUUUCCUCUGUGACUUGCUUCAUUGACUGAUUUUUGAGCCUGUUGACGAAGAAGACGUGUAAACAAUCCUGAUCCACCAACUAGUGAUUUCAGCUACAACUAAAAUUGUCUGAAAUAGUAAAAAGAAUGCAUUGAAACAAGUAACUGUCAAGUCCAGAGGCAGUGUUGGUUUUAGGCAAACUUGAUCUGAUGGCCCAGUGAUGUCCCCAGUUACUCCACAUCUUUCUGUUUCUCUUAUUUGUCUUGGUGUUGGCUUUCUCCUGAUUUAGGCCCUCCUCAUGGCCAAAGAUGGCUGCAAAAGGGACCUGGAAAGUGAACCCAUCUUUGUCCUGGUAUCAUUAUUAGAAAAAGUUCUCAGAUUGACUCUGAUUGGACUGGUGUAGGUUACAAACCAAUUGCUGUGUUGAGGGGUUGAGAUGUACUAGCACAAGGGUGAAGUACUCUUCCCAGGAACCACAGCAAUCCCCAAGUGUACAGAGGGAAGCAAGAGGGGAGAAAAGUCAGUGCUGAAACCAGAUGUCUGCUGUAACCACACAGAUUUGGCCUGGCUGCAGAAUUUGGUCAUGAAACUGUGAUAGUACUUCAUAGUUUUAUACUGUAUGCUAGACUGUAAAGUACAUACCACUUUAGAAGUAGCAUAGAUAUCUUCCAUCAGUUCCUACAGCUAGUGACUAAUAAUAAACUGAGUAAGAUUAUAUUCAUCACAAAACUGUUGAGAAAGAACUUGAGAACAGAAAAUUUGAUUUGGAUCCUGCAAAUGUAAUUUGCUUCAUGAAAUGGCUUUUGCUUAGUGCCUCAAUGAACACAUUUUCUUGACGCAUUUUGAAAAACAAAAAAUCUUAGACCCUCCAGAGAGUCUCAUUUGUGGAUUGCCACCCUCCAAGCUGAGUGUCACUAGCCAAGAAGAAUUCUGUUUAUCUUUGCUUUUUAAAAUUUUCAUUAUGAAAGCAAUAGGGUUUAAAGUUCACCCCUAAAAUAUAUUAUUAAAUUAUAAUACUGGUUAUGCCAUUUCUAAUGACGUAGUCUUCAAAAAAAAAAGCAAAAAACCAACCACCACACACACAAAAAUUCUCCUAAGAGUCCCCUUCCCUCUACCCAUCCCUCAGGGGAUGGUAACUCUGCCUAGUUGAAAAUUCACUGUUCUAGAACUUGCUCUUACCAAACACCUUUUUGAUUAUAAUUUGGCUUUGUAUAAAAGUUUUCCCAUAGUAGGAAAUGUACUAACCAGCAAACAUGGAUUUGGGGUCUGCUUGUAGUUAUGUUUCCCACUGCAAGUUAAUUUAUUGGCAUUCAUCAACCCUUAGAGUCUCAUUGUGUCUGCGUGUGCUAACGUUUAAGUUGCUGAGUUUAUAAAACUGAGGACCACAUUUCAGAACAAGGCCCCUGCCAUAAACUUUACCAAGGCCAGCAAUGUUAUCCUGACCUGGUGACCAGCUGGUCAUUCUUCAAGCUACCCUCACCUGAUUCCUUUCCAUUCAAAUUGUACCAGUAAAAUCCUUCUUAAAAAGAGGCAUAAAAUAGCACAGGUAGAGUUUUCUUUGACCAUUUCAAACUGAAUCUUCUGUCUUUAUACCUAGCAAGAUGGCAUGCAUGCCUAGACAUGUGAGAGGAGAACAGGACCCUCAGGCGUCAUCAUCCUAGGGCUGAAAACAAGAAGUUCCUUUAAAGAGAGUGCUUGUGGUGAGGAAGAACUCAGUAGCUAGAACGUGAGCAUUGAGUAUGUAUUGGCCCUAAAAUCUCCGGAAUCGUCUGUGGAGGGAGGGGAGAAGCUUGUUUGCAAGAGGUGGAGACUGAAUUCAUCUGCAGGGCUGCAAGUUCCAGUACUCUGGAAACAACAAAGAGGGAUCUUCCAGUGAUGAAACAUCAUGGACAAGCCCUCUGCAAAGACGCUGUUGUUGUUUUUAACUAUAGAAGAUUUCAAGCACAUAUAUAAGCAGAUAGAACAGUAGAAUGGAGCCUCAUAUAUUCACACUUAAUUUCAGUAACAGUCAACUCCUGGCCAGUUUUGUUUCAUCAAAACCCCCACCCACUUUGCUUUGUGUCACCCACUCCCAUGUCAUUUUGAAUCAAACCUCAAGACAUCAUUUCUGAGAUGGAGAUUUUUUCCAUUGAGGAGCAAAUUUAUUCUGGCUGCUAAUAUGAAAAUGAUCACUGUGUUUAGGAAACUUGAAUUUCUUCAGAUAAUGAUUCCCUUACAGUACUGUGUCUUUGUAAGUAUGGUAUUAGGGUUCAUUAUCCAGGUAAAAUUUCACUUGUUCAGGGGGGAGUGUAAUACGUACUGUUAUUUAAGGGAUUGUUCACAGGAAGUGGAGAACAAACCUGAGAACUCCAGGAAAGGUGCUCAGGCCAGAGCCUCACCUUGCAUCUUAGGGAACUGGCCUGGGUUUGGCUAGAUAUGACCUAGAGUGGGCCACAGGAGGCCCUUACUACCACCAUACAUGAUUUUGUUCCCAGGCUGAAGAAUCCAGGCUGUGGAAAAUGUCCUGAGUCCUGACUACCUUUCAGGUCAAAACCACGCUGUCCUGAGUAAAGGUGUUCAUUCCCUGAAGGGAGUGGACAUUCCCAUUUUCAUUUGGAGAUGGACACCAUGGUGGGCUUUGAUUGAAGUUAUGACAUACUCCUUUCUCUCAUGGCCUGAGGGCAUUUGAAAGCCUGGAUUCCAGUUAAGAGAAACAAACUCAAGGGCCAUCUGCAAGAGGAAGGAGAUUUGGCCCCUGUCUUAUCAUGGCUGGCCAGGAGUUAGGCAGAGAGGGGCUUGCCAGGAUCUGGGGCUGAACAUUGUUAUAUAGGCCACAUCCAGUAAGAAUUAUAGGUUGUCUUCUGUGUUGUAUUUUCCUUCUGUUUUUCUGAACCUUCAACAAAAUCAUAUUAAAAGUUGUAGUCUGGUUUUACCAGCCUGGCGUGAGACCAAGAAAAGAGGUUGAGUACAGACGUAAGAAAUCAGUACAAUGGAGAAUAUCAGCAACCUGCUGUAAGAGGGCAGUGCUGACUUCGCAGGAAGGUUUUUGCACAGAGAUUUUCUCCCUGGAGCCAGAGGCAAUGACCAUGAUGGUCCUAUGGGACAGGAGAAUGUUCCCAGGGAUUCUUGACGCUAUUUGGGAGGUAAACCAGGUAAAAGACUAGACUUCCUGUGACCCUGAGGCAGGAUGAAAGUAAAGGAAAUAUGCCUUAUGCUAAUCUCCAAGACCUGUGAGUCCUGAGCCUAUGAGAGAUAAAUAAAUAUUGACAUAUGUCUUAUAAAUUCUUGAUGAGCAUAGCAAAUUUCUGGAAGGGUACAUGAGAAACUGCUGACAGGGUUUUCUCUAGGAUUUUACUUUGUAUUCGUCUAUAUAGUUUUUCAAAAAAAGGUUUACAAAGUAUAUAUAUUACCUUUAUAAUAUAAAUUAACCAAAAUAAGAUAAAUAUAUAUAUUAAAAACAUAUUACCUCAAACGAUAUCCCAGCUGAACCAAGUUUAUCCUCCAUUAGGAAUUAAAUAGUAGAAAAACAGUGUGCUUUAAAUAUUAUCCCAGGGUGGUUUACAUUUGCUGAGUUCCCUCUAAAUUUUUCUUCUGAAAUGUUCCUACCUUAAAAAAAAAAAAGACAAAAUGUAUCUAUUACUGAACUACAAGCUGUGGAACAGCUUUGGUGUUCUCCCAGGCUUACACUACUAGUAAUGAUGUUAAUUCCUUGCACAUAGCAUUCCAGCAGGGUUCUCAUCCCCAGUUGCACACCCAGAAGCCUGACUCUGAGGUCAGUAAACCCGGAGUAGGCUCGUUAGAGGCCACCUCUUUUCAUAAUUUUAAAAACUCUGCAGUUGAUUCUGAUGUAUGACCACAGUUGAGGUCCAGCACUAGAAGAAGUGGGGAGAAUGUUACAGGGAAUACCCCCAAAGGACUCAACCCAACCUUCUGCACAAGGUGAGUAGGCGUCAGAUGACUGGUCCAUCCCAAAGAUACCCCACAAAUAAGCAGAAAGCAGAGCCAAACAAACUGAACCCUGACAAAGAAGCGUAGACACCCUUGUAGUUAAAAUAUACUUGUUAGAAAGUUAUUUUGAGUUAAUUUUUCAAUUCCUAUCAGGUUUUUGAGUCUUGGUAUUUUUCCUCCAUGCAUUUUUUGAAAGUCCAAUGUGUGAAUAAAGAGAAGAUAGGAGAAAGAAUAAGGUGUGCUGAAGAAGGUAUUUUUGGAGUGGGUUUUAGGACUCAUUGGAGUUGGUCGUAAUUCACUUAAAAGGGGCAGGAAAAUACAGGUAGCAUGAGGUUAGUGUGAAAAAUAUAGAGCCUCUACUCGAGGAUUUGGGGCCAGCACGUUAGUUCUUUAUGUCUAGUUGCCUUAGUAGCACAAUAUAAAAGGAAUGGGACUGGAUGCUUUCCCAGCCUUAUAGUUCUAUGUAACUGUGAAAGAGAACCAUGGCAAGAAAGGCCAGGUAUGGAAGGGAGAAUCUACCUUUUAAACAAAAAUUGGGAUUCUUAACCUUGGAUCUUUAGAGAACUUCAGGGUGUCCAUGAACCUCCUGAAAUUGCAUGCAAAAUGUGUUUUUCUGGGAUAAUGGUCCGUGGGUUUCACUAGAUUUUCAAACCAUUAGGAUCUGGUUUGAAAUGAUGCUUUCUUUUUCCAUUUUUUGUUUUUUGUUGUUACUGUUUUGUGUAAUUCUCCUUUUCACUUAUUUUUCAGUAUAAAUACAGCCUUGAUGAUACAAUUUCUGUUCUUUCCAAAUAAUAAUGUUGUUUUACUAGUAGUAAUAUAAAAUCUUGAAGAGAAACAUAAAUGCUUAGAAAAUGUCUCAGUACUCACAAAGUUAAUUUUUUCCCUAAACCUUAAGUGAGACCUUCCAAAUACAUGAAUUUUUAUGUCUUUACCUCAAACUUGAGUGUUCUCCUUCACUGCCCCCUCACCACAUCUAAUCAGGGAAUUAAAGUCUUUCAGUGUGUUUCACAUUUACGAAUUGGGUACGUUGUAAUUGUCACCCUUGUCCUUCACCUCUUGGACACCAGAGGGCAGACAUCUUAAGUCUCACUUUUAUCUGGGACACAAAUCCUUUUCCCUACCACAGCAGUUUUCUCCUCCAUAUUUGCUCCCCCACCUUGAAGAAGCUUAAAGGAACAACUCACUUUGCUCUUUCUAAUAAUUAACAUCUUUCCUGACAGUUCAACACACCCAUCAGAGACAGAAAGUAAUGAUUACUAAGGAGGCUGCCACCCUUUACCAAUCAGCACAAUCAAAAGAAUUGUUCUCAUAGUCUUUGUAAACAAUCAGUUCAUAAUCUUUUGUUGUUGUUGUUGUUCUUGUUAAGUUUAAUUGUUUUAGGCUAAAAGACAGUCCAAAAUUCUGUUUAUCACUCCACCCUUCAAAGCUUGUAAAAUGAGAUAAUAGGAGUGAAUCUGCUUUCAGAGGGGAAGAAACACCCUAUAAUUGCAAAGUAGACUUACUUCUAGGAGGUAGUUAACAAGGCCAGGUUAUUUGCCUAAUAAGUAAUCAAUAAAUGGCCAUCAAUAAAUGGCCAACAAUAAUUGCUAGGGACACUUUUUUUUUUAAAGAGUAAAGUUAAUUUUUGGUCUUUGUUAAUGUAGUUUUUAUAUCUUUAUUUUUUUAUGAUUUCUCUAUUGAGCCUCCUUUAUGAAAAAUUUUCAUUUUUUUAAACCUGUUAACUCUUGAGAACUUGUCCAAUACUGCACAUUUAGAACCAUUUAAAUAGCCAUCUGUACAUUUAUAGGAUAUUAUGGGUAUUAAGAAGUCUAGAAAUUAAAUUUUCUAAAAAUAGGACUUUUUUGUUUGUUUACUAUGAAAAGCCUGAUCUCAGUCAUCAGUGAGUAAAUGGAAAUGCAGAUAUACAAAUAUGUGCAAACAUAUAUUUUUUCUCUAAUACCAAGUAAGAAUAUUUUUAUUUUCCUUUGGGCCAUCCCUCAAUCACAGUCAACUUACAGUAGUUUUCAAAUUUCUUAGGAUUGUUUUUAUUUGUCUUUUUGUUCCUUCGACAGCUAUAAUUAGAUUGAGCUGAAGGGGUGAAAGACUUGAGAGCAUCAGAACGAUUCUGAAUUCAACACAAAUAGCCUUCAGUAGUGAAGAAAUUUUGUACUCAAGGUUUUGUCAGCAUUUUCUUUGUAAGCAAACUUUGGACUAGUAUUCCUAUCAAGAUGAUUUUAUAGGAGGAGGGUAUAACUCAGUGGUAGAAUGUGUGCUUAGCAUUGCAAGAGGUCCUGAGUUCAAUCCCCAGUACCUCCAUUAAAAAAAAUUAACCUAAUUACCCCCUACAAGAGAAAAAAAAAAGAUGGUUUUAUAAAAGUUGGUGAGGCUCCCCAGCUCACUCCUACCAAAAUAAAACAAAAUGAAACUUGAUUAUGUUGCAGUUCCCUUGGUGAGCCCCACUACUCUUUGUUAUUUGUUAUCUUGACUUUUUGUCAUUAGUAUAAGUAAUGGGAAGAGAAAUUAAUAUUUGUAGAGCACUUUAUUCACAGGCACCGAGUUGUACUUAUCCAUUUCCCAACUCCCAUGUGAGCUACAUCCCACUGCUAUCUCCAUUACAUGGGAGGAACAACUGCCUCUGGGAAGUUAAAUAAGUUGAUAAGAUUUUAAAAUUCAAGAUACACAUCAUUACAGGAGAGAAUUUUUGUUGUUGUUACUUUUUAGAAUUGGCAUUAAUCCUGAAUUUCCAAUGGUUAACAGGUGAAAAGUUUUCAUUUUAAGUUAAAUAUUUAAACUUGAAAUAUACUUUUAAAUUACUACUGAGUACAUGGCAAAAUAUAUUCUGAUCUCCAGUUCCCCCCAACACCAACCCUAUCCCAAGUCAUAAGUUUCAGACCCCAUUCUCAUUUCCCAGCAUUACCUUUCCUCUCCACCCACAUACCCCACUCACCAGUGUAGUCACUCUCACCUACAGGGUAUGUCAAGUCUGAGUGUUUUGUUUUGUUUUGUGGGUGGAGGGGAAAAUGUAGCCUUGGGUGUCAGACACCUCCCGUCCUUACUUAUUUCCAGCAUGACCUUGAGCAAAUGUUGUGACUUGACUGGGCCUCAGUUUCCACCUCAGCAAAUAAUAUAAUAAUAAUAUAUACUUCUUAGAGUUAUUUUGAACAUUAAAUGAGAUAUCAUUUGUAUUGUCCUGGAGUAUAAUUGGUUCCAAAAUACUUCCCACCCUCUUUAGUUGUAAGGUGGGUAAUAUCUAUCAGUAAAUCAUUUGGCCGUUCCAGUUGUGGUUUAGAGCAGUGAAUGCAGUCAGGAAACCUAGGGCUGUGACUCCAUCAUAGGAGUUAGCUUUUGGUAUUGGCCUCAGACUAAUGUCUACUUUCUAAAAAUGUCUUGCUUGUGAGACUCAAGAAUGUGAAGGUGGGUUACACAGUCCUGCUUGUGCAGGCCACACUUGGUUUUCCUCUCACUGCAAGCAUUUGUCAGCAACUAAAAACACUUCAGUUGUUGUGAAUUCAGGAAAAUUCAGGAACAAGAGAAUGUUGUGAAAAUGGCAAAUCAAAUACUGAACAUGAAAAAAGCCGCAGCUAGGAAAAAAGUCUGAUUUGGUGAAAGGAUCAUUUUCUGGUUUUGCUCAUCCCUUUUCUUUUCCCUGUCAAAGUUCCCAAUCAUUUAAAAUUUAAAACUGUAAAAUAAAAUUCUGCCUUUCUUCCCUUCCCUUCCCUUUUUUUGCCUUUCCUUCCCUUCUCUUUCCUUUCUUUUUUCUAUUACUUCCACUCCAUUCAGCAUUUAGUUAAUCAAGAACUAUAAACUAAGCACCUGUUGUGUAUCAGACAUCAUGCUGAGCACUGAGAAUACAGUUACGGGCAAAAUGGCCAGUCUUGGGUCUUGUGAAGCUCAUAUUGGUUGGGAAGGCGGAUAGUAAGUAAGUCACAAUAAAUAAAUGAAUAUCAAAGUAAUAAAAUGAAAAAAAAAGUAAUAAAGUGAUUUCAGAGAGCACUAAAUGUGAUGAGGAAAAUAAAGCAAGCAAAUGUUAACAGGGUAACUGGAGAGCCUUUUUAGAUUAGGUGGUCACAGAAGGCCUCUUGGAAGAGAGACCUUGAACUGAGACCUGGCUGAUGAGGUCUGAGUCAUUGGAAAAUCUGAGAGAACAGCUUUGUGUCUGGGCUUUGCGAUGGGAAGGAACUUAGUUUGUUGAAAGAAGCAGAAGAGGUAGGGUUGAGGGGGAGAGUGGUAGGAGUCAAGGUCAGAGAGGUAGGCACGGGGGGAGGAGCAUUUCAUGAAAAAUUUCCGAGACUGCGGUUAGGUUUUGGAUUUUAUACUGGAGCCUUUUGAACAAGGGGUCUGCUUAAGUGAUCUGCUUAAUGCUUGAAAGAUUUGCCCUGGACCUGUAGUGGUAAUGAUUAGCAGUAGGGAUACCAGUUAGGGAGUCAUGUCAGUCCUGGAGCAAGAGAUGAUAGUGGCUGGAGCAUAAUGGUUGAGAGGGUGAGCAACAGACAUUUGGGAAUAUAGACGUGAAUGUAAAAGAAGAAUUAGUGUGACUUGUGGGUGGAUUAGAUACAGAGCAGCAGGAAAAGGGAGGAAUCAACUAUGACUCCCAGGUUUUUAGCCUGAGCAACUUGGAGCGUGGCAGUGCCAUUGCUGACGUGUUGAAGACUGAGUUUGGGUUAAGGGUGUGACCAAGAGUUCAUGUUAAUUUUAAGAUUCCUUUCAAAUACCCAAAUGCAGAUGUCAAGCAAUCAGUUAAGUAUGUGGUUCUAAAGCUCAGGAGAGAGAGUUGAGCUAGAGAUACAUAAUUGACGGUUGUUGGCAUGGAGAUUGAAUCAUUUAUUUAAAAAAUAGAUAUUGAGUGUCUAUUAUGUACUAGUGGAUAUAUUAUAUACUGAUGUUGGAACAGUAAAUUAUGUAGUAUCUUAGAAGGUGACAAGUUUAUAAAAAAAAAAAGAAAGAAAGAAGGAUGAGAAGAAUUAAGAUUGUGAGGGGUUGACCUACCUGGCUUAUGGUUUUAAAUAGGGAGGUCAGGAAGACCUCACUGAGAUGGUGAACUUCAAGAAUUCCAAGAAGUGAGGGAGUUAGCUUUGUGGAUACCUGGAGGAAGAAUAUUCCAGGCAGAGCCAGUGCAAACUCCCAAAGAUGAGAACCUGGCAUGUAAACAGCAAGCAGUGCUGCAGGGCUGGGAGCAAAGUACUGGAGGACCUCCCUGUGGGCUGGGGGCCUCCAUCUUUAAGAGCUCAAAUAGAUGGGAAGGGAAGCUGUCAAAGAAGAUUGAGGAGAAGAGCCCAACCCAGUGGUAGGUAGAAAAUGUGCCACAGAAGCCAAGAGAAGAAACUGUUUCAAGAAAAAGAGGCUGGUCAGCUGAUGCUGCUGAAAGGGUAGGUGUGAUGAAAACCACAAGUGACUUUAUAGUGAAGCACAAGUUUAUUUUCUAUGUCUGUGAGUCUCUCUGAUCUGCAAAUAAGUUCGUCUGUCUUUUUUUUAGAUUCACGUAUAAGUGACAUUUUUCAAGUAUGUAAAGCCUCCUCCCUUUCCCCUUCCCCAUCUUCCUCCCAAACUGCACCCAUUUAAUUGCAUCAAUACAUAAUCAGCUUGGGUGGGGUUCAUCAGUAAAAGCUGGAGAGUGAAAUCGCUUUGACACAGUGAUUAAGAGAACAGACUUUGGCUAUGAACCUAGGUUUAUAUGUUGGCUCUGCUCUUUAUUAGAUAUGUGAACUUUGGUAAGUUACUUAACCUCUUUAUGCCUCAGUUUCUUUCUUUCUUAAAAGGAAAUAAUGAUAAUGUUUUAUAAGAGUUUUGCAAGGGGUUAAUUCAUCUAAUCUUCACAAUGACCAUAAUUACAAGAUAAAUACUAUAAUUAAACCCAUUUUACAGAUGAGAAGAUCAAAGGAGAGGUGUUAAGUAACCUACCCUAGGUUAAAAAUCUGUUAAAAAUAGAUUUACUAUAUAAUCCAGCAAUUCCACUUCUGAGUAUAUAUCUACAAGAAUUGAAAGCAGGGUCUCAAAAGGAUACUUAUACACCCAUGUUCAUAGUAGCAUUAUUCACAAUGGUAGAAGCCAAAAGAUAAAAGCAACCCAAGGUUUCCUAGACAGAAGAAUAGACAAACAAAAUGUGGUAUAUUCCUACAAUGGAGUAUUAUUCAGUCUCAUGGAAGGAAAUCUGACACAUGCUAUAAUAUAGAUGAACCCUGAAGUCAUUAUGCUUAAAGUGAAAUAAGCUAGUUACAAAAAGACGCUGUGUGAUCCCACUUAUAUGAGUCACUUAGAGUAGUCAAAUUUGUAGGGACAGAAAGUAGAAUGGUGAUUGUAGAAAAUAGAAGGGGCUGGGGGAAGAGUGAUAUGGGGAGUUGUUUAAUGAGGACAGAAUUUCAGCUUUGCAACAUGAAGAGUUCUGGAGAUUGGUUGUACAAUACUGUGAAUGUACUUAUUACUACUGAACUGUACACUUAAAAAUGGUUACCAUGGUAAAUUUUAUGCUAUGUAUAUUUUACCACAAUUGAAAACAAAACAGAUAAACAAAAUGAAAACAAACAAGGCAAAAAGCCACCAGUCUUGUAGAGAACAUCGUGAUUCUGUACUGUUGAGAGUGACAGAGAGUUUGAUGCCUACUGGGUGGGGAAUGCAUGAACUCAAUCAUUGACAAGCCGAGGUACAGUGUUCUUUCAUGACCCCAAUAGAAAUGCCUAGUCAUUAGCUAAGGAUGCAUCUUGGAGGUUGGUGACCUGUACUGUGGAGGUUCUAGGAAGACAAAGCAGUAGGUAGCCCUCUACUGCAAAGAUGGAGUAGAUGGGGGAGGGUGGAGAUGAGGACAGAGGAAACAUGGAAGACGCCUGCCAUGAUCCUAGGUUAGAAGAAUGGUGACGGUACUGCCAUGUCCCAGGAAGGGGAAGCUGGAGCCUGAGCAGUGGAAGAGGCAAUUGUGGGUUCAGUGAUGGAUGUGUGAAUUCUGGGGAUAAGCAGAGCUGUCUUGUUGAUGGUGAGUUUGAAGUCUGAGAGAGUGAUUGGGACUGAGAUGUCUCUUACUGAGCAUGUCCUCAGCUGUAGCCUCUGAGAAGUGGUUUCCUCCAACAUUCACUGUGCACAUGAACAUUUCAGAGCUCCUGAGAGUGCUUUGGGAGAGGGAAUUGCUUAACUUUGUUUAACCUAGGUUUUUCUAAAUUCAUUUGAAUGCCCAACCCCUUUUUUCCCCCAUAAAACCUAUUAACUUACUGAGGACCACACUUUAGGGAAUUGUUCACUAGUCUAUACAGAUAUUUUUCUGUUGACAAAGUAAAACAAAGGAGAAACUGGUUAGAAGGUUGAUAGAUCUGUGAGUAUUCAGUGUGUCUUAAGUCACCAAACCAGAGUGAGGGAAGUUCCAGAAACCUUGGCCUGACUUGGGGACUGAGGACACCGACCCCUCUGCAUGGGUAGUGUUGGGGAAGGCUGCUGGGGGUUUUGAUCAAAGACAGCUUGCUGGUUUGGCUUUCUACCUACUGUACAUGCGCCAGUAAAGCCCUGAUCCAAUCCCUCCCCUGGUUCUUUUUUAUCCUCUGCAUUGGCUUCUUGUCCUUGCUUUAUCAUUUGCAUAACUAAUGCACACAACACAGAGUUCCCGCAAUUUUAAAGACAGCUGGCCAGCACAUCUUGGAGGUUGAUGUCAGGAAACAUCUGGAAAAGGGCUAAAGUUACUGCAGCCCAACUGAGAACAAUGGAAACACAUUAAUAUGGAAAAUUCAGUAUGGGGGAGCCUGUGUACAUAAAAAUGGCUGCCAGGCUGACUUACAAAAGCCUUGUGCAAAACCCUCUUGUUAGUUUGGGCAUUGAUGCCACUGAGUUAUUGAGUGAUAGGCCAGUUAAAACUGAAAUAUUGCCACCCUCUUUGGGACCCUUCUCUUUGAGGCUUUUUCUUAAAAGGCUUCCUAGAAAUCCUGCCAGCUAAUAACCAAGAUACUCUUUUCUGAAAAUUCAUGAACUAGUAUUUUAUUUUGUAAUAAUAACUUUAAGCUAAUCUCCCUCUGUCCUCAUUCUCUCUCAAAAUAUAAAGAUAUAAAAUAGAGUUCUCAUAUACAUAUUUUGCUGUCUCUAAGAAGUCAGUGUUGGUAGAAAUAUUGAACUUUACAAAAACUGUGAUUGAAAUAUUUAAAUGUGAACACUAUAUCCGAAGGCUGCCUGGAAUAGGGGUUAAAAGAAUGGGUUUUAGAGUUUGGAUUCUGGCUUCUCCUCUUAACCAACUGUAUGUGACCUUGCUAAGUUACUUAAUUAGUAUAAAUUAAUCUGUAAAAUUCUGUCAGCUAUUUCGGCCUAUUUGGACUGUCAUGAGAAGUACCAUGCUAAUGUGUUAGAAGUGCUUAGUGAGAUGCGUGGCCCACGUUAGCUACUAUGAUUGUAAUUUUGUUGCUAUCCAAGGAUUAAGAAGAAAUCCCUGCUCUAUUUCUCAAUUCAACUCUAACACAUUGAGCACUUGCUUCCAGUUUCCUGUCCUAGAGAUGUAUGUCUUAGAAUUAGGAUUUCUCCUGCAGAUGUUCCCCUAGAGUUCUACCUACUGUUUCACUAUUUUAUAGAAACCAAAGUGGUAUUGUCUCUUGUGUGGAUUAAUAAUUACCAUCUCAUUGCAUCUCCCAAUAUUUGGACUCUUGGUCCUUUGUAUGACACUUGCUUUACCCCUCUGAAAGCGGGUUGGAUUUUCUCCUAUCUUCAGGGUUCUGAAAUUUCUCAACGAUGUGCUUUGAUGUUGGUCUGUUUUAAUCCAUUGUACCAGGUACUUGUUGGGCCCUACCAGUCUGGCAGCUUGUGUUCCUUGGUUUUGGAAAUCUUUGUGAAUUGUUGAUUUAUUAUGAGUUCCUCCACAUUAUUAAUUCUUUUCUUUCUUUCUUGAACUCCUAUUUAUUAGAGUAUUGGACCUUCCAGACUGAUCCUUUGAUUACUUUCUCUCUUAUUCCCUGUUAUCUUUUCUUUGUCUUUAUUUUCUGAGAGUUCCUCAACUUUAUCACCUUACACCUUCUCUUAAGGUUUUUUAACUCAUAUUUUAAAUUUCCAAGAGUUCUUUUUUGUUCUCUAAUGAUUCUUUUUUUUUUUUUUAUAGCAUCCUAUUCUUAUCUUUUUACUUCUCUGAAGAUGUUAAUGAUAGCUUUUUUGGGGGGUGAGGAGGAAGCUUAUGUUUUUCUUCCUAGUCUGUUUCCUCUCUAGUUGAUUUUUUUCUCCUUGUGUGUUGUCUCUCUGUAUUCCCUGGUAGAGAUUUGCUGUCUUCAGAUGUCUGGUAAUCCUUACCCUUCACUCAUAUUUUAAAGCUGAUGGGAAAUUGUGUCAUGGAUAAAGCUUGUCCAGUUCAGGCUUUACUCUGAGGGGAUCUGCCUGGGCCACUUGUAUGAGGGGAAAUGUCAUUGCCCUUAGGUCUUUUUUCUUGGUCUUAAGUUUUUCAGAGAGGAAAUGUCUGCUUUCCUGCGUAGGGGGCUUAGUUAUACCUGGCUGCCACUGUUCUGGAAGUUAAAUGUGGACUGGGAAUUACAACACUUCAUUAUACAAACAUUUUUUUUCAAACCUCUUUGCUUUCAGUAUAGUAUUCCCAGUCUUAAUCAUGCCUUGUGCCCCUAAUUCUCACUGAAAGACCCUCAUCCUCUGCAGAAGGAAACUUCAGGUCUUCUCUUCUGGAGAAAAGCAGCUGACCAAGCUGCAUGUGAGAAGUGGGCUUUGGGGUGGCCUCUCCUGGAAACUGAGUUGCUUCUUGGUUUUCCUCUCUGCUGGUUUAGGGUUUAGCUUUCUCAGUUCACUAACUCAGAUACUAGUUGUCCUGUUUUUCAGCCUCUGACGUUUUGUUGCUAUCGUUAUUUCCUCCUUUUAGUUUUUACAAAUCUCUUUAAUUCUAUUUUAAUGGAGAUUUGGGAGAGGGGUUAAAUGCAUUUGUUCAGUUAGCCAUCUUUAAUCAGUAUUUUUUUAAAAGAUAUUCUUAAUAUAAUGAUUUGUUCUGAAAAAUUAGAUUUUCUGUGCCAGAAUUCCAAGUCAAAGAAUUCUGAUGAGAUCAACUAAUCUAUGUAGAAUAAUUUUGUAAAUGUAUUCAUUAACUUCCAAACAGUUUUUGAUAUUUUGGGCAUUAUAACUGCUGCGUGGUAAAUGUUUCUGUUUGUUGGCAAAACUCGCUUCGGUUGCUCAUCACCUUUUAUGUGGUUACAGAUGUAAACAACAUGUGUGCCCCAGAUGGGCGCUGAAGUCCAGGCUCCCAGUUUGUGACACACUCCUUCACACCAGAGGCUUCCAAAUAUAAGUCCCUAAAUCCACUCAUUUCAGCUUGGAUCCUGGCAACUCGAAGAGAGAAAUCUCUGAGUGACUAAAAUCUCUAUAAUGAGAAAACCUUUACAUUCAUUAUCUAUUGUGCUGUGAGACUUUAUAUUCUACCUUCUUUUUGUUGAGUGAGGUGUGGGGAGAAAUGUGGAGUUAGGGUGGAGUGGAGGCAGGGGUGUAACAAGAUGAGUAACACACAAGCUAGGAUUUAGGUCCGUGGUAAAUGCUAUGUGCCGGAAUGAGGAUUCCCACCACUGAUAUCCUCCUGGCAGAGCUGAUUUCACAGGGGGUGGCUCAGACAGUAACUUGAGUGGGUCUGGACUGUGUGGCAUGUGGCCAGUCUCACAGCAAAACAGAAUCAGCAGAGCUCAGAAAUGCCAUGGCCAGCCUGGUAAACAGUAGUCAAAACUGAAGUUCCUUAACUGAUUUUUGACCUCCAUAGGUUAAAGGAAGACUAAACUUGCUUGUUAUUUUAUUGGUCAAUCAGAAUGUGUCUGAUAGCAUUUUUUUUGGUUUGCAAGGGCGAAGUUGAGGAAAGCUGCUUUUGAAGAUCUAAGAAUCAUAAUAAUUGCUUUUCCUUAGUGCCUACUAUUUGCUGGAUGCUUUACAUACAUAGUCUCAUUUAAUCCUCUCGAACAAUCCUGCGGUGGUUUUAUUACAGCCAUUUUGCAUGAAAAAUCUUAAGUCUUGAGAGGUUGAGUAACUUACCUGAGGUCACAAAGUUAUUAAAAAUUAAAGUGUACUUAAAAACAGGAUUUUUAGAAUUUUUCUCAGAAGUUCAGCAUGAGCCAGCCUGCUAGGCCCAGCAGACAAUAGACAAUGUUCAUAAGACUUUUUGUAUUGUUUGUGCAGUGUUCAUUUUGAAUGUCAGGCACAUUUCAGAUGUGCCAAGAGAAAACGUAGUCUAUUCUUGAUGAUAUAUAACAAAAUAAAAGGCAAACUUGUCUGUUCUGUAAUGCAAGUAUAUACAAUUUUGUGACAGUGAUCACAGCCCAGCAAAUCACCUUCCAAUACAGAUACACAGAUGACACAAACACGGGACGCAGAAGGAGUCAGCUGAGGGUGCUACUUACCUGGGCUGCCUUCUUGUCUAAAACUAUCCCUGCCUAGUAGAAAAACUACCAAGAUUUGGAGUCCUGUGUUCCAGUCCUGGUGUGGGUGCUCACCCAGGUGUAGUAGGCUUGUCACCUAUGAAGGAAACUCAACUUUUGCGAAUACCUAAUGUGUGCAAGGCACAAUUUUUCUUUGUGAUUUACUUGUUUUUGUGAAUAGUCUAUACAUGUCCAAGGGUUCUGAAGGAUACCAAAGUUAGACUCCCUCUCUCCUUGGCCCCCAGCUUUGUGAUUGUCCUUCUUGGAGUUAAUCAUUGCUAACAGUUUUAUGUAAUACUUGCAGAGGUACCAAGAACUUUCUAUACAUUAUGUCCUUAAGCCUCUAGGUUGUUGCUUCAAUUUAAUUUAAUUUAAUUUUUUUUAUCUUUUCUUAGGAUUUGAGGCAGGAAAAAGGCCAGUAGUAUGUGCUUAGCCUUCUUUUCUUUUUGUUGUUGAAGUAUAGUUGAUUUACAAUGUUCUGUUAGUUUCUAGCCUACACUUUUUGUCCCCAUUUUACAGAUUCCAAAACUGAAACUGAGUGAUUGGAGUAUAAUAGUGGAUUGGACACAGCUGAUGAGACAAUGAGUGAACAGAAUAGAGGGUAAGAUAUAGUUGGACUAUAGAGAAAAGUCUAACAUGUGUUUCUUGGAGUCUCAUAAGGAGAAGAAAAGAGUCUUUCCUUUCCUCUGGCCUUCCUCAUUCCUCUGGUCAGUGCCUUUAUUCUUUUGAUGAUACAAGCUCAAAAAUUAAGAGGCUGGGUGGCUGAACAACAUGAUCAAGAACCCCAGUUGUUCCCAUCUUUCUCUUCGUCCAUCUUCAGGCCAGCUGCACUUCUGGUUAUAAGAUGGCUGCCAGAGAUCGAGGCAUCACAGCCAGUCUUCCAAUGUGCAGAUAAAGUGGAAGGCAUCUCCUCAUGUACAUCUGGUAGGAAUGAAGACAUCUUUCCUAGAAGUCCCUAGCAGACGUCAUUGACCAAAACUUGGUCAUAUGCUCAUUUUUAUAAUAGCCAAGGAGUAUAAUAUUAUCAUAAAUGGCUUGCCCCUGAGCUAGGCAUAAGGUCAUUAUCCCUGAGGUAUGGAUACCCAAAUAAAAUUAGUUCUACUAACUAGAAAGGCGUGGGAAAUAAAAAGAAGGAAGAUAGGUCACUCUAGUUUCCUCCUACCUCCUUAGUCCAAGCCCUUGUAACCUCCCUCAGGGACAAGUAUAAGAGCUUCCUAACUGGUCUCCCAAUAUUCUUUCCCACACAGCCCACCUUACACAAAGUUGCCAGAUUCAUCUUCCAGAAACACUGCCUUGCCACAGUGCCCUUCUGUUAAAAAAAUGUCAUUGGUUCUCCCUGACCUUCAGAAAAACAUUCAAAUUUAACAUAGAAUUUUCAAAUCAUAAAACAUAAGAGUUGAAAGAACCAGAGAGCUUGGAAUGUAAAAGGCUGGCACCAGAUAUAUUAGCUUUCAGCUGUACUAGAAAACAGAGAUACGUGUUCUCUCCUAAAUAUUUAUUUUGUCUAACCAAAGGCAUGACCUACAGAAAUCUCCCUAAAAGAGCAAUCUUCCAAUUGGGUUAAGCAACUUUGAAGAAGUAUAUGUACACUUUUUUUUUUUUAAACAGCAUUAGUUUCCAGGUUUUUUUUGUUUGUUUGUUUAUAUAUAUAUUUUUUCAUUGAAGUAUAGUCAGUUUACAAUAUUGUGUGGAUUUCUGGUGUACAGCCAGUUUCCAGGUUUUCAACUUAUUCUUUCUGAAAACUAGCCUUAUGUUUUAAUACAAAUUCUUUAUUUUCAUCCUCCAUUUCGAAGUAAUCUCUGUUCUCCUUACUCAUCCUGAAUCUUGCCUUGGAAUAUUGCCUCCAGGAUCUUGAGAAGCUCUGGGGAGUGAGGGAAGAGGCAAACAAAGGGAUGAUUUGAAGUUUUGAUUUUGGGAAAGCCUCCUUUAUGAUUAAGGAAAAUACCAGACGGGUCUUUCCAUGAAGGGUGAGGUGUGGCUUUAUACUUGGGGAAUUUGGGCCUGUGCUAGAAGCUCUGUAUUCAGAUAGUUGUGGAGUGCAGAGGUGAAACAUCUGAUCACUGUCAAAAAAUGUGUAACUCUUGAGGGAGAGACCCAUGACCACAAAGUAAAUAACAUUUGAAAUGCUGAAAAUGGUGUCUGCCAUUUGUUUUCAGUUAUUGUCAAAAUUCCGUCCUGGGUGGUGUCAUUGGUUGGAAAGAGUCAUCCCCGUGAGAGGGAGCAGUACAGGUUUCUGGUGCUGAUGCAGGGCUGAGGGGCAUAAUUGAUGGGCACACGCUGGAGUCUCUUAUGUGUGUUCAAGUGCUGUCCACAUUCACUAGAAGAGAGUGUGAAUGAUGCUGUCUAAACUUCUGCAAAUUAGGGGGUGAUAGGAAAAUUCUUUUUAAUAUAAAUAAAAUGUUUUAUGAGACUGCUGUAUUCUCUACUAUACUAGAUAAAACUCAUGGAUAAAAUUUCACAUGCUUUUUUUUAUAUAAGGUGGGUAUCACUGAAUAGAGUAAUAAAAACUUACAUGUAUGAAAUUAUAUCAUGGAAUGUUUUUACAGUGGUAGUCAAUUCUCAUCUUAUUUACUCUUUUAAAAUAUUAAUGCAAAAUAAAAUAUAUGCUAGCUGCCGAAUAGUUUUUAGCAGUUGAUAGUUCUUCUCUUUCAUUAAACAAAUAGGAAAGUUAAUAAGUUUUUAAAACCUUAAUAGAUUAUAUUCUGAUUUUUAUGUGUGAUUUUGAUUCAGUUUUCUCCCCCAGAGUCCAUUACCUACACACAUGUACAUUUACCAAAGAAAUACUAGGACUUGCAUUAUUCCUUACCUCGUAAGUAACUAAUAUUUCAGCCACAUUUUAUUGUAUUAUUACAAAUUAAGUAAUGAGAAAUAGCAUUUUUAAAUUGUUUUAUACAUUUUAAAUUGGUAAAAUAAUUACAUUAGCUCUACAUCCUGAUGUAUGACUUUUAGUAAUUUAUCUUACAAGGCGUGUUCCAUAAUUUCUCUGUGGUUUCAUACUAUUCUUCAAAUUGCAUUUUAACUUGAUUUGAACUGAUAAAUAAAUUUAGACUUUUUCCAAUGGAAUACAUGUGUUUACCUGAUUUAUCUGAUUGGUUUGACAGUGAGGACUGCCUUUUCCAAUUAGUCUGUAUGGAAAGUAUUUCCUAUAAGAGAAAUGAGCUAAAUCAGUAGCUACAAGCUUUUGACAAAAAUAUUAUUUAAAAACUAGAAUUUUUUUGAAAAUAAUAUACUGGCAAACAUAUUUUUAAAAUUUUUUCAGAGUAUAUAAGGCACCUCUAAUUGGAAAAGAUUAGAGGUAGUCAUUUAAAUGACUAAAUCUUAGUAGAAAUGUUAGCAAACCUCCCAGAAAUUGCAGAAGUAAAUGGCUUUUGUAACUGGGUAUCAAAUCAUUUUGCAAGUCAGUUUGUUUCUAAUAAAAAAAAACUUUCCAUAAAAUUGAAGGAGUCCUCAGUUGAGUUGUUAACUGAUGGAUUAUUAAAGCAAAUUUUUUUAUGAUAGAUGAUAAAAUUAUUUGUUAUAAAAGUAUGACGUUCACAUAAUUUAGUUAAGAUUGCCUUUUUAAAACGCUUCGUGCAUUCUCAUCCUUUUAUUUCUGUAAAAUUUUCUUGGCGGUAAUGUUUAUAAAAAGGAGUGAAGAUCAUUUUGUAAUGUAUAAAAUCACUGUUUUGUGCACCAGAAACUCAUAUAAUGUUGUAGGUCAAUUAUACUUCAAAAACAAACAAACUCAUAGAAAAAGAUACCAGAUUUUUGGUUACAAGAGGAGGUUUAGGGGUGGGGGAAGGAGGAAUUGGAUGAAGG